CAGGGCAACUUAGGCAUAACUAACCUGAAUAUUAUAAACCAAACUUAAAUAAACUCUUAAGAAAUUAAUAUUCUGAAAAAUAACCUGCAAAUAAGUUUGCUCUAAAAAAUAUUCUGUUGAAUAAUAUCUGUACAAAAAGUUAUGUUCAAGUAAUAUCCUAAUAAAUAUUCUGUUAUUAAAAAGACAAGAUCACAGAAUUUUGCAGAGAAAAAGACAUUAAUAAUAAGGCUUAGUCGCUAGCUAAUAUUUCAACAUUAGGGUUAUUUGUUCACGCACUCAUUCCAGACACCAGAUACCUCAUUUUAUGUCAGCCAAAGAAACAUACAACAUAAUGAAACGAAGAGGUGGAGUCACAAUCUGCUCGAUCAUUGUCGAUCACUCAAUCUCCAUGGACUCGAUGAGUUGUUAGACUGCGGGGUCGAUCUGCAUUUAUCACCAAUUGCAUCUAGUUGGUGAAUUCGAAGAGCAGUGGACAAAUGGCAAAUUCGAAGGAUGGGGGAAUGAUUAUCAGGAAAAUGGUAGUGCUCCAAUGGAUCAUACUGUGAUUGAUCUUGACUAUUAUAAUACGGUUGAGGAAUUGAAGAAAGUUGGCCCUGAUAGGCUAAAGGAGGCACUAGUUGCUUUAGGAUUGAAGUCAGGAGGUACCAUCCAGCAGCGUGCCGAAAGACUUUUUCUUACAAAGCAUACACCUCUUGAAAAGUUGGACAAGAACCAUUUUGCAAAAGGCACUCAAGGUUCAAGGCAGAGUGGUGGUAUUGCUCUUCCACAAGUGAACAAAGAUGCAAAAGAUGUUGCAUUUAUGGAAGCAAAAUUAAGAAAGCUGUGUGAUCUACUGGAGGAGACAAUAGUUCUUACCAAGGAAAAUGUUGAGAAGAAACAUGCUCAGACUUAUGGUGAAAGGGAGGCAGAACGGGAAGAGGAAAAAGAACAAGCAGAGUUAGAGAGCGAUGAUGAAGAUCAGCAGAUUUAUAACCCCUUGAAGUUGCCGAUGGGAUGGGACGGGAAACCUAUCCCUUACUGGUUAUAUAAACUUCAUGGGCUUGGUCAGGAAUUCAAGUGUGAGAUCUGUGGGAACCACAGUUACUGGGGUCGUAGAGCUUACGAACGACAUUUCAAGGAAUGGAGGCAUCAACAUGGAAUGCGAUGCCUUGGCAUCCCAAAUACAAAGAACUUCAACGAGAUUACAUCCAUUGAGGAAGCAAAACAACUAUGGGAGAGAAUCCAGGAGAAGCAAGGAGUUAACAAAUGGCGCCCGGAUCUUGAGGAAGAGUAUGAAGACCAAGAAGGAAACAUCUAUAACAAAAAGACAUACACAGAUCUGCAACGGUAGGGUUUGAUUUAGAGGUGAGGAGGUCAUUUAAUAGCCGGAAUGGUUUGACAUUUUGGGAACAACUAAAUCUGGCUAUGUUAUUCUGUCUUACUAUCUACUUUUUACUUUUCAAAAACCAAAGGAUCCAUGUCUCAUGAUGUUAUCUUGCAGUUUUUCUUCAGCUUAGGCAUUAAUUCCAUAUGGUGCAUGAGGCUGGGGAAAGUUUGUAUUGUGUUGUGGUAGCACUGUAUAAAUCCUGUUCCCCAGUGCACAUGACAUGCAUGAGGCAUAUUUUGUCUAUACCUGGAUGGUCAAGGAUUUAGGGUUUUUUGUGAAUUUCUUUUUUCUAUGAAUGAAUGGGUCGCGGAUUU
Messenger RNA from Cuscuta campestris, 1680 nucleotides. The record is from the annotation of a GenBank genome assembly. Lineage: Eukaryota; Viridiplantae; Streptophyta; Magnoliopsida; Solanales; Convolvulaceae.